Molecule: messenger RNA, 1132 nt
Organism: Lates calcarifer (barramundi perch)
Lineage: Eukaryota; Metazoa; Chordata; Actinopteri; Centropomidae
Gene: pou2af3
Product: lnc RNA pou2af1
Exons: 6
Coding region: 1-876 (291 amino acids)
Molecular function (GO): POU domain binding; DNA binding
Source: RefSeq, a predicted model, not a curated record
AUGGAAACUGUACCUCAGAUCAACAGCUUCAAUGCGCUUACUAAGCCGAAGGUGUACCAGGGUGUCCGAGUGAAGACCACGGUCAAAGAGCUGCUACAGAGGCACAGAGCCCGGGAGGCCAACAGCAAAAAACUCGAGACGAUACCCCAGUCGUGCUUGGAUCUUCAGGAUCUUUGCGCGUCCACUCUUCCAAAUUUAAUUCCGUCAGGUCGUUAUGUGGACCCUCCUCCAGCCAACACUCCAGCAGACGCGAGCAGCUGUGGCGCGCGAGCUCUCCAGCUGCGCACCGCCCCGUUCCAAGUCUCUGAUAGCUCGUGCAACAUCCAGAUGCAGGGAGACAUAUAUAACGACAUCCAGCAGCAGUUUGAGGACAUGAUGUUGCCCAGCAACUGCUACAGUGGCAAUAACAACAACAACAUCGGCGGUGGCAGCAGCUGCAACGCCUCUCUGCCUCCCCCCCCUACCUUCCCGCUGCCCUGGUGCCAUGGACUCUCCUCAGAUGCGGACUAUUAUGGGAAUGUGAUGGCUCCCUGCUCCCCACCAGAGUCACUGAAGCUCUGCAGCCCCAUGGAUCACAACAGCUACUCACCACAGGACUCUUUCUCCUCCUCCUCUUCCUCCUGCUACGACUCGCCCACCAGGAUGGAGUCCAGCUACCACAGCUUUGCCUCAGAGCCCUAUCACUACCAGCACUGCAACCUCCAGGACUGUUACUGCCUGCCUCACUGUUGGCAAGGCCAGCAGGAGAGCUUCUCUGCCCCUGAAUACACACCGUACUACAACCCCACAGAUUAUCCAUACACCUGUCCUGUAGAAGAGAACUAUUUUAAGAGGGAUUUGCAGAUGAGCUCUGAAAUGUGUUACAAUGUACUAUGAUGAGCCCUUCAGCAGUAUUGUCUUCUGACUGUAAAUAUGAUUCUCUUUAAUUACUCAGUAAGGCUAUUUGCUUAAUUGCCCUCUUUGCAUUUCAGUGUGCUCUUACUGGUUUGUGCUUUGAGAAGUGAAGAGUGAAUAUGGUGAAUGCUAAAUGGAUGGAAAGGCUAAUAUUUUUGUAUCGGUUUCUGUUUUUUAAUACUUAGAUUUAUUUUCAUACAUACUUGUUGCUGAUUUAAAUAAAAUGUUGUUGAACUCA